UGCCAAGAGGAUGACGAGAGCUUCGUGAGCUUGCCACUCGGUCAGAACGUUUUGUAGUGAAUAGAUUUUUGUGUUUAGUGCAGAGGUGAAUGAGAUUUGCGAAUGAGCAAAUUUAUAAGGAAAAAAUUUAUAAAAUUAAAUUCCUGAAGAACAAAUAAGCAGCUAAAAAUCACCGUCAUUCUUAAAAGUGGAAAAGUGGAUCUUUCUUUAAGUGGAAUUAGUCAACAUAUUCAUUCUUUUUCAACAAUUACUUACGCUCAAAAUGAUAUCUCAUUAUCAAACACGAAAGCAUCAAUUCGGCUGGAUUCCAGGAGUUUUUCUGCUCUCUCUCGUUUUGGUCUCAUCUCACGAAAUUGUGCCUCCGAAUCAUCAGGGUACACCAGAUGCAUCAACCUUGAAAAUAGAGGCCAGAGAAUCCGAGGCAUCGAUAAUUCUAGGAAAGGAUCUUGUUCUCGGCCCACCUUUGUCGACUAGAGCAUCGAUCAUCGCUAAUUUCAGCAACUCCGACGACAUUGCGUCGACAAAAGUUAAUUCCCUCGUAGAUUCCACGAUCGUUAAUCGGAUAUCUUUUGGAGAAAAUCCCAAAAGUGUUCUCCGGAAACCCUCCGUGUCGAAGAAUGAGACUUCUCGAGGAUCUUAUAUCGUCGACAGCCUUUAUCGAGCCAACAAAGGCUCGAAGACUGCGUGGAAAAGAGACAGCUAUCUCGAAGCACUAAGACACUCGCGUAACAGCGACGAUCCGCGAGAAGGAAUCGUGCAGAUCGACUUAAAGACGAAUACGAACAGAAGGGAAUAUGUGCAGGGGCCCGUUUACAGGCCGGAAACGGAGUACGGUUCGCCCGAAUCGCCGUACGCAUCCAAGAAUCCGCGAAUCACAUACGGGGGACCUAGCGAUUCUUAUCCCCAAUCUUUCAAACAGUCAAUGGGCUACAACGAUAAUUACAAUACUCCGCAGAAUUCUUACGGUCCACCGCAGAAUCCGUACGGACCGUCGCAAGAUGGUUCUUCGUUUUAUCCGCAGACUCCUUCGUACAGACCUCCCGGGAAUUCUUAUUUACCACCGCAACAAGAUGAGAUCAAAGGAUAUGGUCCUUCUAUACAUACUUCUAUUCCAACUCCAGUCUAUGGUGCACCUUAUGCACUACCGGAAGUAUCUUACAUUUCCCUUCUGCCGAGUUUCAAUCUAGGAUUGCCAUUCGCCCUCAAAUUAAACGCAUUCACCAUUGCAAAAAUCAUAUUAAAAUUAGUGAUCUUCAAGAUGAUUGUGAAAUUUAUCGCGGUAAUUUGCUUGUUACUCUUCAUACCGAAACUGGAGAUAAUCAAGAAAAAGAUCUCUAAUAAAGGUGACGACGAUGAAGAACGUAGUUUAUCAUCGCCUUAUACGAGUUUGGAAACACUAAACAGUCUCGAAGGCGUGGUAAAAAAUUCUGUCGAGAAGUACGAGGCGCAAAACAGUGCUCGUUCAAAUUCGACGGAGAAAUGCACGACACUUACGUGUCGCAUCACCGAAGCGCUUACGUUCCACGAAUCUUGGUAUGACUACUUGAAUUUAUUCAACAGCUUCGUGGAGGAAGAGAGGCAGCUAACAGAACAGAAAGAGCAGUGGGGAUGGGGAUUUAACUCGGUUUAUAAACGUAGCAUGGUGACACGAUAUGCCAGUCCUCUCUUGAUUGCCAUUCGCCGUGUCAGGAAAUCGUCACCGAGAAAUUUCAACCGAGACAUCACUGAUCAGUCGAAACGAUGGAGCAUGUUCACGUUCUGCGAGGACACGUAUGCUCUUCCCGAUGACGCAAAAGCAACCACCAUAAAGGAGAUAAAGGAACCUAAGGACAUAAAGGAAGCGGCGACCGCUUCGAAGGAUGUAAAGGAUGCUAUUAAGGCUGCCAAGGAUGCGAAGAAGAGUAAGAAGGAGUGCGCCCGAGAAUGCGGGGACGAUUACGAUCCUAUUUGCGUUCACGAUCCUGCCGAUUCCAACUUUAAACCAAGGACUUUCAGCUCGCAAUGCAUUUUGGAUGUUCACAACUGCGAGAUGGGAACGAAGCGUAAUUUGUACGGGCGGGGCUAUUGUCCGUCAAUCUUCGUUGUAACGAGUUUACCUUUCAAAUCAAUGCACAAGAUAAUGAGGAUGCGACCGCGAGCGAUGAAGAAUGACGGCCGGCCGCGCGUCCUCAGUCCGGUGCACUUUGUCCCACCUACAAUGUGUCAUCAUCUGGUCCGGGUGACGCGUGACAUGACCGACUUAUCUUCAAAACUUUACUGCGUAAUUGUUCUCUUCUCGUUAUGCGAGACGAGAACGUACCCUCUAGUCUCGUACACCUGCACGACCGCAAGCACGCGGACACUAACAGAUACGGAACAUUCAUCGACGUCAGAAUCGGUGUCAAUCUUCGAAGAGAUGGAGAACCGAUUGUCGAGCCUCGAGCGGAGACUGCGAGCGGUCGAGCAGCCGGUUUGGCAGAUCAGCCUGAGGGAAGAGGAUUGGGAGAUUUGCGCCGAGGGACCGUGCAAAUGCGUACCGGAGAUGAAAUUGGUGUCCUGUUGGAGAUACGAUCUGCUGGACCUACCUCCGAUGCAACUGGUUCCCGCCGAUGUAUUGAAACUGGAUCUCGGGAAUAACCGGCUUAAUGCUCUACAUAGAGACACAUUUAGAAACAUGACGCGACUGCACCAUUUAGAUCUGAGCAGCAACCUUAUCGAGCAUUUAGCAUCGAAUUUGUUCCUGCCGCUGCACGGUGUUGCAAAUGUCAGGCUUAGUAACAAUCUGUUGAAGGAGAUGCAACGAAAUCAAUUCUUCGGGUUAAGGAAUCUUCGAAUACUCGAUCUGUCAUCGAACAAACUCCGUUCUUUACCGGAAGAUCUUUUCCUGAGCAACAGACUUUUGGCUUUAUUGGAUCUUUCGUCGAAUCGUAUCUCGUCGUUAUCUCCUGGUACGUUUCGUGGUCUUGGGAAUCUCGAGGAAUUGUUGCUCGGUAAAAACCGGUUAACCGGAUUACCCGUUCCAAUUUUCCGAGAUACGAUUAAUCUCAGACGUCUCGCACUCGAGGAAAAUCGUUUGAAAGAACUGCCUAACGGUAUAUUAAAAGAUUUAACUUCUCUCAAAGAGUUAGAUAUGAGAGAUAAUCGAUUGACAGAAAUAUCUAAGGGAUUGUUGUCGGCCCUCGUACAGCUAGAACUUCUGGAAAUAUCGAGCAAUAGAAUAUCUCAUAUUGAUACAAGAGCCUUUCUCAGCAUGACAGCGCUUCGAGAACUUCGACUAGGACAUAAUCAUAUAAAAUAUUUGUCACCUGGAUUAUUCAACAACUCUGUAUCUUUGGAACGUCUUAUCCUCUAUGGAAAUCGUAUAGAAAUCUUAAUAAGAGGCGUCUUUCGCGGAUUAUCUAAUGUCACCUCUCUUUUCUUGCAAUCUAAUCGAUUAAGAUUAGUGCAAUCAGGAGUUUUCGAGGAUACGCCGAGAUUGCAGAAAUUGCAAUUGGAGUCAAAUGACUUCUCUUUUUUGCCAGCUGGCAGUUUGGAUGCAAUACCGAUGAUUCAACAGAUACGUCUAGGUCGAAAUCCUUGGCAUUGCGACUGCCGUGCCUCUUAUAUCGCCUCUUGGUUACGCAGGAGAUUCGCCAGCUUCGCGAAUCUGACCAACCCGUUACAGAUACAACAAGCUUUGAUCUUGACAGGCAAUUGGAGUAUCUGGGAAUUUGGAGCUGGUGCAACUUGUAGAGGCCCUGGUAUUCUAGGUGAUCAGUCGCUGCUGCGUCUGACCUUUCACGAACUCUGUGAGGGUCAAUGGGCUUCCAUGAAGGGUAUCGUACCUCGGUUACCUCUCGACGCUAUGAUGCCAUCCGUUACGUCGCGUGAGAUCAGAAAAGACACAAUUUUAACAUGAUCUUGGUAGAAUUUUGGUAUAAUCUGAUUUAAUACUAUAUUUCUGGAUUAUUAUUUUUAUUUUACGGUAGUGCAAUAAUCUUAAAAUGAAAUGUAAGCAAAUAUAAAAACACAUUUCUAAACUUUUGUACAAUCGACAUUACAUUUAUAGUUUUAUAUAUUAAAUUAAUACGUAAAGAUAAUUUAAAAGUAAUUAUUAUACAUAUAUUUAUUAUAAUAUUGAUAAUAUAUAUUAUAAUAUAUUGUCGCAGAUAUAAAAAACGUAAAAUUCAAAUACACGAGUUUGUGUCUAUGAAGCAUAGAAUACCACGUGAUAUUAUUAAUUAAAUAUUUAAUAAUGAU
Molecule: messenger RNA, 4218 nt
Organism: Formica exsecta
Lineage: Eukaryota; Metazoa; Arthropoda; Insecta; Hymenoptera; Formicidae
Exons: 14
Coding region: 263-3877 (1204 amino acids)
Molecular function (GO): protein binding
Source: RefSeq, a predicted model, not a curated record